AUGUUGGAGGCUUCUUGGAAUCUGCCUCGUUCUAAUCAUACUGCUAUGAUGGAGCUCCGCCAACGAAUUUAUGCAACUCCUAUUCAUCACAGGGACUCCAUUACUUGGCUAGAUGAUCAGAACUCUUCUGUUACAGUUGCUUCUAUCUAUAGGCAAAUAUGUGCUGUUACUCCCCCGCCUGCUUGGUGUGAUGCUGUUUGGAAUCGCUUUUCUAUUCCAAAAUGUGCCUUUACAUUUUGGCUUGCUCUUAAAGGCCGUCUCCUUACCAAAGAUCGUAUGCGUAAAUUCCAUAUGGCUACUGACCUGCGUUGCUUCUUGUGCUGCAAUGCUAUUGAGACUCACGACCACUUAUUUGGUUCUUGUCCCUUUAUCACGGAAGUCAUAUCUGAUCAUGCGUUUGUUUUUACGGGUGACCGAGCUAGUUAUAUUAAUGGCCUAUUUCUACUUAAUAGACCUCGGGGCAUUCGUAAAUCUAUUGGAACAUUAUUUUUAUCUAUUGCAGUUUACCUCACUUGGAGAGAGCGUAAUGAUCGUGCCCACAACUUGGACCAUCAUCUUUCUGCUAAGACUAUUAAGCAUAAUGCCAAGCGUUUACUCAGGGAAAAGCUACACUCCAGUGCGACUUUCCAAAAAGCAGUUAUUAAUGAUUAUGGCUUAAUAUCUUAUUUGUACUAG
Molecule: messenger RNA, 675 nt
Organism: Daucus carota subsp. sativus
Lineage: Eukaryota; Viridiplantae; Streptophyta; Magnoliopsida; Apiales; Apiaceae
Exons: 1
Coding region: 1-675 (224 amino acids)
Source: RefSeq, a predicted model, not a curated record